UCUCCACUUUCCAGCCAUAGUUUCACAACAGUUUGGUUGCUAGGGAUUCUAGGCGUCUUCCUAGUCUGGUUGCUAGCUAGUGUGCUAGCUUGCUGUCUGUCUUGUUUUUAUCCAUAACCUUGCACUUAGCCAACAUUUAAAUAAAGAUAUAUCUAUUUAAAGGUUUAAUAUUAAUUCAUAUUUCGAAGUAGACUGCAAUGUGAAAAAGCCAGUGUUUACAACUUCACAUGAGUUCCGGGAAGAUAAAGGAUAUGGGGGACAUCUUGGCCAAUGAAGCUGAUCUUCUCGGGAUGAUCAAGGAGUAUUUGAAGUAUGGUGAAUUUGAAGAGACAGUUCAUCACUUUGAGAAAGAGUGUAAAAACAAGGGGAAAGUUGUUCCAAAACCCAGAGGCAACAGUCUUCGGGACUCGAAAACGCUGAUUAUCCAGAAGGACCUGUUGAGCUCAUUUGAUGACGGCGACUUCAAGGUGUUCUUCGAGCUGUGGACAGAGUUUGUCCCUUUGGAGGUCAGGGACUGUGAUCCUCACGCCCAGAAACUGGAGUUUUACCUUCAUGUCCACUUCACCAUCUUCCCCUUGAAAAUCCACUUGGGCAGACAUGACCGAGCAGACUUUGAGGUGAGGAUCACCCACUUCAAGCACUACCUGGAGACGCGAGGGGCAGCACUCAGUCAGACCACUGAGUUCCUACCCUACUACGCCCUCCCCUUCGUGCCCAACCCUGUGGUGCACCCCUCCUUCAGAGAUCUCUUCCAGGAGUCCUGGAUUCCAGAGAGGAAGCGAGAGCUGGAGAAGUUCCUGACUGUGACACUGACAGUGUCCGACACUCCAAGGCUUCUGUCGUUAUAUAAGGAUGGCGGAAGGAACACCAAAGACACCAUACAGCAGCUGCAGCUGCAGCUGGCCGAAGCAGAGAAGAGGACCAGCAGCUACAUGAGGAGGUUCAAUAAGAUGCAGGCCGAUCACCACAACCUGAUAGGAGUCACUGCCGAGCUGGUGGACUCUCUGGAGGCUACAGUCAGUGGGAAAAUGAUCUCCCCAGAAUACCUCCAGAGUGUGUGUGUGCGUCUCUUCAGUAGCCAGCUGAGGCAGAGUGCGGCGCAGAGCAUCGACUUCACCAGGCCUGGCACUGGAUAUUACUCUAUGAGUCCUUAUGAUGACGGAUAUGCUUCCUCAUUGCUACGAGCGUCUAUUGUACCUCAGAGGCCUAAGGAGGUGCCGCUGCUGCCCUCUCUGGACUAUGACAAGCUGAAGAGAGACUUGCUGGGGGGAUCAGACAGACUCAAGGCCCUGCUGCUCCAGGCCCUGUGCUGGAGACUGACCCGUUCUCUCCAAGGUGAGCAGAGGGACACGGUACUGCAGGCCUACGUCAGCAACGACCUCCUGGAUUGCCACAGCACCAGACAGAAACCUGUGCUCCUCUUGAUGAGGUCGAAGAACGAGAUGGUCAGGCAGUACAUGGCUCGUCUCAUCAAUGCUUUCGCUUCCCUCGCAGAGGGUCGUGUGUACCUGUCCCAGGUCCCGUCUUUGUUGAGGCUGCUCAUUGAGUCUAUAAGGACAGAGGAGAAGGACUCUGUGAGCAGAGAGAAUGUCCUGGGAGCCCUGCAGAAACUCAGCCUCAGGAGGAGCCAGCAGUCAGCCAUGAUAGAGGACGGUCUCAUUGACUGGCUGGUAGAUGAGCUGCAGGACUCUGACUGUCUGUCUGACUACACUCUGGAGUACGCUGUGGCCCUGCUCAUGAACCUAUGUCUACGCACCAGAGGUAAGAGGAAGUGUGCUGAGAACCCUAAAUACGUGCUGAAGGUUCUGACUGACCUUCUGGGACACGAGAACCACGAGAUUCGUCCGUACGUGAACGGAACCCUUUAUAGCAUCCUGUGUAUUCAUGCAGUGCGAGAGGAAGCCAAGGAGAUGAGUAUGGAGGAGAUUCUUCACUGCUACAGUAAAGAGGAGAACCCGGAGCUCAACAGGCAGAUUGAGUUUAUUAUCAAACAGCUCAACUCAGGGGAGGUGACAGAAGAGGGACCAGAGUCUGAUGACGAAGAGGAGGAUGACGAUGAUGAGGAAGACGCGAUAGAGACGGACCUGGACAAAGAGGAAGUGCUUCAGCUGCAGCCCAGAGAGUUGUCCGGAGAGACACUACUAACCACAGAGUACCUGGGGAUCAUGACCAACAUGGCGACGAGGGUGAAGAGGAGAUCGGCAGCUCCUCUUGGACGGAGUGUCGAUGAACCCCUGCAGCGACCCGUGACCCCCAUCUCCCACCGAAACACACACAUCAUGGACUUCCGAGGAGGCAGCGAGGGCGACAGGGGUGAGGUAGGGUACCCCUUGAGCAGACAGAGGAGCGAGGACAGCCUGCCCCCGUCCCGCUACAGCUCCCGCCCCCCCACCCGCUCCGGCAGCCGACCCAGCACCAGUGAAUCCCUGCACCACUCCAUGGACUCAGAGUGUGGCCGUUCGUCCCAGGAGUCUGGUGGGUCAUAUGAAGGACGAAGAGCCCAGGAGGGGGAGGAGCGCAACGGACACUCGGCCAGCAUUGAUAAUGUCCCCGGGUUUACAAGCCGGCCCAAGAUUCCCCGCACGCCGGAGAGUGAUGCACCAGGCGUGGAUCCUCGGAGGGGUCGCGUUGUCCCGCCACUGGCCCCCCAGUUCUCCCAGUCUGAGCCCCAGCAGAGCAGCAGCCGACCUGGAUCAGGGGCCUCCGUCACAGUGGGAGGGCCAGGGGGCGUUAGACAGAGCAGCCAGUCGUACACAGGAAGUGAAAAGGACCUUUCACCACGGGGCCGCCAUAUCUCCUGAGGAGCCUCCAGCUUCCUGUAACUCCAUCCGCAGGUUGUGAUCAGGGUCAGGGCAUUAGAGAGGCUAGAGGUCGGUGGAGAGGUGGAGGGAGAGAGAGAGAGGGGUAGGAAGGAGGGAGAGGUGGAGGAAGGGGGUAGAGAAGGUGGAGGAAGGGGGUAGAGAAGGAGGAGGGGUGGAGGGAGAGCGAAGGCAUAGGAAACAAUGUGCAGGAUUGUAGCUCGGGGAGGGGCCCCUUUCAAACCUCGGUAUAGAACACUUUGGUAACACAACACUGUUCUCAAAAUAAGCACAACAACAAAUAAGCUUGCGAGCCACUUGAUACACCUACCUAACCAGCUGGCCAAGGCUUUCUUCUCUUUACCUAUCUCCCUCUUUUAACUCUCUCUCCUGGAGAAUAAACACCAAAGUACUCGCUCUCCCAUGUCAUCUGAAACACGUUGGACAUUACGUAACCAGCUACUGGACAAAAUGAAUUCAUUCCAAAUCUAUGGUACCGUGAACAUUACAAGCUACAAUGUAGUAGCACUAUUGCUAACCAAAGGCUGCGUCUCAUCAAAGAUGGUUGAAAGGGUUGAUAGAGGGUUCCUUCCACCAUGUUGCUUUUCCACUUGACUGUUAGGAAUUUUAAAUGAGUGACCCAUUGAGGAAGGAGGAAAUUAAAGUAUUUAUGACUAACACUAUGGUUAAUGGAGUAGGGCUUCUUUACAGACAUCUAUUUAUGACUAACACUAUGGUUAAUGGAGUAGGGCUUCUUUACAGACAUCUAUUUAUGACUAACACUAUGGUUAAUGGAGUAGGGCUUCUUUACAGACAUCUAUUUAUGACUAACACUGUGGUGAUUACAUUGUAAAGAAAUAAAAUGUAAUCAGUGUCUUAUAAAGUCCCUUCCGUUUCCGGUGAUGAGGUGGUCGUAGUACAGGGUAUAUGGGUAUAUAACAUGCUCAGGUGAAAUAAAGCUGGACUUUGCCACCUUUCCUUUUUCAUUUUAAAGAGUUUUGAUUUUAGCUUUGGUUUGACUCGGCCUUCCUAAUCCAUCUGGAAUGUAUUCAGUGGCUCAAUGACUGAUUCUGCCCUCCUGCUUUCCAUCUGAACUUUAAUGCUCUCCAGUUAACGUUCUCCUUUUAAACCUUUACUUAAAUGCUUAACUAAUACUUUCGUAGGAACUACAUAAAACAGCUGUAGACAGUAUUUUUACAACCAACCAAUACACGUCACAUUAUGGACAAAUCUCUCUUUUGUCCAGGAAUACAUUUUUUCCUUCGUUCUAUACGGAUGCUCAUAAAGAAACCAGGAUUUAAUUAUUUUUUUUGUCUGUGUGUUUAUCGAAAUCAAGUUGUUACACGCUGGUCUGGAUCGUCUCUUGACUUGUAAAUAGUUUGUUGGUUGCUCAGCUCUUUGAAGGGAAAUGUCAACUAAGUGAAUAUCAGCUUUACUUUGAUUUGUUAUCGUAAUUCACUUUGAAUAGCUGCUUUCAUUGAACUUUGCAUUAUGUUAAAUUAUAGUGUUUACAAGAAAGACACAAAGAUGAAGUACUUCUGUCAGGCUAGUGUACAUUAGACUGUAGACAAUCAUCUGUCAGGCUAGUGUACAUUAGACUGUAGACAAUCAUCUGUCAGGCUAGUGUACAUUAGACUAGACAAUCAUCUGUCAGGCUAGUGUACAUUAGACUGUAGAUAAUCAUCUGUCAGGCUAGUGUACAUUAGACUGUAGACAAUCAUCUGUCAGGCUAGUGUACAUUAGACUGUAGAUAAUCAUCUGUCAGGCUAGUGUACAUUAGACUGUAGACAAUCAUCUGUCAGGCUAGUGUACAUUAGACUGUAGACAAUCAUCUGUCAGGCUAGUGUACAUUAGACUGUAGACAAUCAUCUGUCAGGCUAGUGUACAUUAGACUGUAGAGAAUCAUCUGUCAGGCUAGUGUACAUUAGACUGUAGAUAAUCAUCUGUCAGGCUAGUGUACAUUAGACUGUAGACAAUCAUCUGUCAGGCUAGUGUACAUUAGACUGUAGAUAAUCAUCUGUCAGGCUAGUGUACAUUAGACUGUAGAGAAUUAUCUGUCAGGCUAGUGUACAUUAGACUGUAGAGAAUCAUCUGUCAGGCUAGUGUACAUUAGACUGUAGAGAAUCAUCUGUCAGGCUAGUGUACAUUAGACUGUAGACAAUCAUCUGUCAGGCUAGUGUACAUUAGACUGUAGAUAAUCAUCUGUCAGGCUAGUGUACAUUAGACUGUAGAUAAUCAUCUGUCAGGCUAGUGUACAUUAGACUGUAGAGAAUCAUCUGUCAGGCUAGUGUACAUUAGACUGUAGAUAAUCAUCUGUCAGGCUAGUGUACAUUAGACUGUAGACAAUCAUCUGUCAGGCUAGUGUACAUUAGACUGUAGACAAUCAUCUGUCAGGCUAGUGUACAUUAGACUGUAGACAAUCAUCUGUCAGGCUAGUGUACAUUAGACUGUAGACAAUCAUCUGUCAGGCUAGUGUACAUUAGACUGUAGACAAUCAUCUGUCAGGCUAGUGUACAUUAGACUGUAGACAAUCAUCUGUCAGGCUAGUGUACAUUAGACUGUAGACAAUCAUCUGUCAGGCUAGUGUACAUUAGACUGUAGACAAUCAUCUGUCAGGCUAGUGUACAUUAGACUGUAGAUAAUCAUCUGUCAGGCUAGUGUACAUUAGACUUUAGAUAAUCAUCUGUCAGGCUAGUGUACAUUAGACUGUAGAGAAUCAUCUGUCAGGCUAGUGUACAUUAGACUGUAGAGAAUCAUCUGUCAGGCUAGUGUACAUUAGACUGUAGAUAAUCAUCUGUCAGGCUAGUGUACAUUAGACUGUAGACAAUCAUCUGUCAGGCUAGUGUACAUUAGACUGUAGAUAAUCAUCUGUCAGGCUAGUGUACAUUAGACUGUAGAGAAUUAUCUGUCAGGCUAGUGUACAUUAGACUGUAGAUAAUCAUCUGUCAGGCUAGUGUACAUUAGACUGUAGAGAAUCAUCUGUCAAGCUAGUGUACAUUAGACUGUAGACAAUCAUCUGUCAGGCUAGUGUACAUUAGACUGUAGAGAAUCAUCUGUCAGGCUAGUGUACAUUAGACUGUAGAGAAUCAUCUGUCAGGCUAGUGUACAUUAGACUGUAGAGAAUCAUCUGUACAUUGAGGUUUUAUUCACGUAUAAAAAUCAAUCACAUAACGUAGGCUACUUGAAUCCGGGUGACAUUUAACAUUUCCACAGUUUCACCGAUGCUUUACUGUACAGUAUGUCUGUAAUAUGUAGCUGAAUUUGUGUGAUAAUGUAUUUUGACACAGUAGCAAUGAAUUGUCAUAUCUUUGUAUACGUGAAUGAAAUAAACUUUUAAGUGUUAUGUA
Oncorhynchus kisutch (coho salmon) is the source of this 6145-nucleotide messenger RNA. RefSeq names its product armadillo repeat containing 9 (gene armc9). The transcript has 26 exons. Gene Ontology annotation, biological process: cilium assembly. The coding region runs from base 228 to 2801 and encodes 857 amino acids. NCBI's taxonomy places the organism in Eukaryota, Metazoa, Chordata, Actinopteri, Salmoniformes, Salmonidae. The record is from RefSeq and is a predicted model, not a curated record. Gene Ontology annotation, cellular component: ciliary basal body; ciliary tip; centriole.